AUGGCCGAUAUCGACGUUGAAGCCGUGUUGAAAAAGCUCACUUUAGCCGAAAAGGUCGAGCUGCUGGCAGGCAUCGACUUCUGGCACACAAAGGCUCUCCCCAAGCAUGGCGUCCCGUCACUGCGCUUCACAGACGGCCCCAACGGUGUAAGAGGCACAAAGUUCUUCAACGGAGUCCCUGCAGCUUGCUUCCCAUGCGGCACUUCGCUCGGUUCCACAUUCAACCAGCCGCUGCUCGAAGAGGCAGGUAAGAUGAUGGGCAAAGAGGCCAUCGCCAAGAGUGCCCAUGUGAUCCUCGGCCCGACUAUCAACAUGCAACGCUCCCCUCUCGGUGGACGAGGAUUCGAGUCCAUUGGCGAAGAUCCCUUCCUCGCUGGCCUUGGUGCCGCGGCUCUCGUCCGUGGCAUCCAGAGCACCGGAGUCCAGGCCACCAUCAAGCACUUCCUGUGCAAUGAUCAGGAGGACAGGCGCAUGACGGUGCAGAGCAUCGUCACUGAGCGGGCGCUGCGGGAGAUUUACGCGCUGCCCUUCCAGAUUGCCGUCCGAGACGCCCAACCCGGUGCGUUUAUGACGGCGUACAAUGGCAUCAAUGGCGUGCCGUGCAGCGAGAACCCCAAGUAUCUCGACGAGAUGCUCCGGAAGGAAUGGGGCUGGAAGGGCCUUGUUAUGAGCGACUGGUACGGCACUUACAGCACCACCGCCGCCGUCGUAGCAGGACUCGACCUCGAGAUGCCCGGCCCCCCACGAUUCCGAGGAGACACACUGAAAUUCAACGUCUCCAACGGAAAGCCCUUUGUACACGUCAUCGAUCAGCGUGCCAGAGAAGUGCUCCAGUUCGUCAAGACGUGUGCUGCCUCCGGCGUCAAAGAGAAUGGCCCCGAGACAACCGUCAACAACACCCCCGAGACGGCGGCCCUGCUCCGAAAGAUUGGAAACGAGGGCAUCGUCCUCCUCAAGAACGAUAACAACGUCCUGCCCCUGAAAAAGGACAAGAAGACGCUGAUCCUCGGCCCCAACGCCAAGCAGGCGACAUACCACGGCGGAGGCUCUGCCGCCCUCAAGGCCUACUACGCAGUCACCCCCUUUGACGGCCUCAGCAAGCAGCUCACGACGCCGCCCUCGUACACCGUCGGCGCCUACACCCACCGCUUCCUCCCCGUGCUGGGCGAGCAGUGCUCAACGCCCGGCGACGGAGCUCAGGGCAUGCGCUGGAGAGUUUUCAACCAGCCCCCCGGAACCCCUGGCCGCCAACACAUCGACGAGCUCUUCUUCACCAAGACGGACAUGCACCUGGUGGACUACUACAACCCCAACGCCGCGGACACGUGGUACGCCGACAUGGAGGGCACUUACACCGCGGACGAGGACUGCACCUACGAGAUCGGCCUCGUCGUGUGCGGCACCGCAAAGGCCUACGUCGACGACAAGCUCGUCGUCGACAACGCUACGCACCAGGUCGCCGGCGACGCCUUCUUCGGCUCGGCCACGCGCGAGGAGACGGGCCGCGUCAACCUCGUCAAGGGCAAGACGUACAAGUUCAAGGUCGAGUUCGGCUCUGCGCCAACAUACACCCUCAAGGGCGACACCAUCGUGCCGGGCCACGGAUCCCUCCGCGUCGGCGGCUGCAAGGUCAUUGACGACCAGGCCGAGAUCAAGAAAUCCGUAGCUCUCGCCAAGGAGCACGACCAAGUCGUCAUCUGCGCCGGCCUCAACGCCGACUGGGAGACGGAGGGCGCCGACCGCGCCAGCAUGAAGCUCCCCGGCGUGCUGGACCAGCUCAUCGCCGAGGUCGCCGCCGCCAACCCCAACACCAUCGUCGUCAUGCAGACGGGCACCCCCGAGGAGAUGCCCUGGCUCGAUGCUACUCCUGCCGUCCUCCAGGCCUGGUACGGCGGCAACGAGACGGGCAACUCCAUCGCCGACGUCGUCUUUGGCGACUACAACCCCUCGGGCAAGCUGCCGCUUAGCUUCCCUAAGCGCCUGCAGGACAACCCGGCCUUCCUCAACUACCGCACCGAGGCAGGGCGCACGCUCUACGGCGAGGACGUCUACGUGGGAUACCGCUACUACGAGUUCGCCGACAAGGACGUCAACUUUCCCUUUGGCCACGGCCUGUCCUACACUACUUUUGCCUUUUCCAAGCUGGCCGUCUCUCAUGCCGAUGGUAAGCUCAGCGUCUCACUCGCUGUGACAAACACAGGUUCCCUCCCCGGUGCGCAGGUCGCCCAGCUGUACGUCCGCCCCCUGCAGCCCGCAAAGAUCAACCGUCCCGUCAAGGAGCUCAAGGGCUUCGCAAAAGUCGACCUCCAGCCCGGCGAGACCAAGACGGUGACGAUUGCCGAGCAGGAAAAGUACCUGGCCUCGUACUACGACGAAGAACGCAGCGAGUGGUGUGUCGAAAAGGGCGAUUACGAAAUCAUUGUGAGUGACAGCAGUGCCGUGACGGAGGGGGCUGCUCUCAAGGGGAAGUUUACAGUGGAGGAGUCGUACUGGUGGUCUGGUCUAUAA
Trichoderma harzianum CBS 226.95 is the source of this 2508-nucleotide messenger RNA. Its product is annotated as glycoside hydrolase family 3 protein. NCBI's taxonomy places the organism in Eukaryota, Fungi, Ascomycota, Sordariomycetes, Hypocreales, Hypocreaceae. The transcript is spliced from 2 exons. The record is from RefSeq and is a predicted model, not a curated record. Gene Ontology annotation, biological process: glucan catabolic process. Gene Ontology annotation, molecular function: beta-glucosidase activity. Bases 1 to 2508 code for a protein of 835 amino acids.